Molecule: messenger RNA, 3052 nt
Organism: Salvelinus fontinalis (brook trout)
Lineage: Eukaryota; Metazoa; Chordata; Actinopteri; Salmoniformes; Salmonidae
Product: kelch-like protein 32
Exons: 10
Molecular function (GO): protein binding
Source: RefSeq, a predicted model, not a curated record
AUGAAAUGGACAGAUAGACAGCUAGGGGAACAAGAGACACAGCGCAGGAGAUGCAGCAGUGGGCAGGAGCUGGUAACAGACCAGAGACUAUGCCAGUCCAAGUCUCACCAGGACUCCGUCCUCUCCGCCCUCAACCAGCAGAGGAAGGAUGGCCUACUCUGUGAUGUCACCCUAGUCGCCGGCGACCAGAAAUUCCACGCCCAUAAAGCAGUGCUGGCGGCGUGCAGCGAUUACUUCCGGGCCAUGUUCAGUCUGUGCAUGGUGGAGAGUGAGGCAGAUGAGGUGACGCUUCAGGGAGUGACAAAUGUGGGACUGAAACAUGCACUAGACUUCGCCUACACAGGACAGAUAAUACUGGAGCCAGGGGUGAUUCAGGAUGUUCUGUCGGCAGGAAGUCACCUUCAGCUGCUGGAGCUGCUCAGUCUCUGCUCACACUACCUCGUCCAGGAGCUGAACAGUGUUAACUACCUGGACCUGUACCGUGUGUCUGAUCUGUUCCACCUCCCUGCUCUGGAGGAGGCUGUGGUCAGCUUCCUGGUAGAACACCUGUGUGAGCUGCAGCAGAGCCACCAGGAGGAGGUGCUGCUGCUCCCCUACCGCCUCCUCAGGGAGGUGCUGAUGAGCGACCGCCUCACCUCCCUCAACGAAGAGGAGAUCUGGCAGCUGGUGGUCUGCUGGUUAGAGCAUGACUGUCGGUACCAGUACACAGAGGACCUGAUACAGCACGUUCGUUACGGCCUUAUGGAUGUGGCCGCCCUGCACCACAUGGCACAGUGCCACCCGCUGGUCCAGUCCAGUAACACCGCCGCCGCCCUAGUGGACGAGGCUCUAGAGUACCACCGUGCCACCUUCGCCCAACCCCUCCUCCAGACCGCCCACACCAAGCCCCCCUUCCAGUCUCUCACCCUCUACAUCGCCGGCGGGCGCAAGCGCGAGGUGUGCCGCGUGCGUGAGCUGCGCUACUUCAACCCAGCCGCCCAGGAGAACGCGCGCGCGGCCGGGUGCUCCAACUGGAGCGAGCUGGCGCCAAUGCCCGCUGGGCGCAGCCACCACUGCGUGGCCGUCAUGGGCCACUUCCUGUUUGUGGCGGGUGGCGAGGUGGAGCAUUCCACGGGGAGGACGUGUGCGGUGAGGACAGCCUGUCGGUACGACCCCCGGGGGAACCGCUGGACGGAGAUAGCCUCCAUGAAGGCGUGCAGGGAACACUUUGUCCUCGGGGCUCUGGGCCAGUACCUGUACGCGGUGGGGGGGAGGAACGAGCUGAGACAGGUGCUGCCCACCGUGGAACGCUACUGUCCGAAGAGGAACAAGUGGACCUUCGUCCAGUCCUUUGACCGCUCGCUGUCCUGCCACGCGGGCAGUGUGGCUGACGACCUGCUCUGGGUCUCAGGUGGAGUCACAAACACAGCUCAGUACCAGAAUAGACUGAUGGUGUACGACCCAGAACAGAACCAGUGGCUGGCCCGCAGUCCCAUGCUACAGAGGCGAGUGUACCAUGUCAUGGCCGUGGUGAGAAGGCAGCUGUAUGUGCUGGGAGGAAAUGACCUGGACUACAACAACGACCGUAUCCUGGUCCGCCACAUCGACUCCUAUGACAUAGACAUGGACCAGUGGACCCGCUGCACCUUCAGCCUACUCACGGGUCAGAAUGAAUCUGGCGUGGCAGUUCUUGAUGACCGAAUCUAUGUUGUCGGUGGAUAUUCUAUUUGGACCAAUGAGCCCCUAGCGUGUAUUCAGGCGAGUGACCUUGACAGGUUUUAGUAACCUGAGAAAUGGUAUGUCUAUGGAUCAACUCUACCGUUCGCCUCCAAUGGAAUAGCAACGUGUUUCCUCCCUGCUCCAUACUUCACCUGCCCCAACCGAAAGACUCUACAAGUGCCUCAUCACAGGAUAGGGGCUGACUAACACACUAAUAGAGACUACAGUAAAUGUCUACGUAGAUACAUCAUGCCAACAACUCAUAUGGACAUACAUACAAUUGUAUAGAACCAAAGGUCUGCUCCUUUACAACAGCCCCACUCUUCCUCCUUUACACACACACACACACACACACACACACACACACACACACACACACACACACACACACACACACACACACACACACACACACACACACACACACACACACACACACACACACACACACACACACUAUUGCCACCCAGAUAAGAUGACCCACGUCUUCCCCAGUUUCAGGAUCCUAACCUAACCACUUCAAAUUCAAAUGCACUUCAAACUGCCCAUCCUGGGGAUGAAAAAAGGAAGGUCCUCAAAGAGGAGGUUCCCUAUUCCUAUCCAGCUACCCUGUGAUGAUGAUUCCUAUCCAGCUACCCUGUGAUGAUGAUUCCUAUCCAGCUACCCUGUGAUGAUGGACUGAUCUUCCAUCAGCUGCAGGGUUUGGGUCAAUUCCAUUUCAAUUCAGUCAAUUCAGGAAGUAAACAGACAUUCUGAUGACAAUUUUGCUCAUUGAAAAGCGUUGAGAAUAAUAGAUGUGGAUUGGAGUGGUAUAUCCUGAAUUGACCCCAACCCUGCUCAGAUGACUGGUUGAAUAAUGGGGCUGCUCUAGUCAAACUGGUGCAGAACAGUAGAUCGCAAUGCUGGAGCACUCAAGGGGAGCAGAGCUCUCUACAGAGUGAAAUAGCUCCCUCUUUUACUAAUGCACUAUAGGGCUAAUGGCACUCUAACUAGCUGUACUUACUACGUACCAUAACCCGUCUACUCAAUACAAAGCCAAUGGACCCACCCAAGGUCAUUUCAAUUGAAACCUGUCCUGUGUAAACUGUGGGACCCGUCUUACUCUUUCUUGAGCGUGUGUUUUUCUAUUCAAGCUCAGGAUUUAAGACUGUUUCACAGUUCGGUGAAUGUCUGACCACGUAGCAUACCGUGCAUUGACUCAACACACGGUGUGUAGGAGAGCCUGAGCGGUGUGUUGCCACCCUGUCUUACGCCAUUUUCAAAACGUCUCGUUUAACUUCGACAAAGAAGUAACGGCGUAACACCUCCAGCAGUGAGUGAAAGAGGACUUUAAAAAACAUGUCUUGUUUUCAGA